Radiomyces spectabilis is the source of this 1383-nucleotide messenger RNA. Its product is annotated as HotDog domain-containing protein. The coding region runs from base 1 to 1383 and encodes 460 amino acids. Lineage: Eukaryota; Fungi; Mucoromycota; Mucoromycetes; Mucorales; Radiomycetaceae. The transcript has 8 exons. Gene Ontology annotation, molecular function: thiolester hydrolase activity. The record is from RefSeq and is a predicted model, not a curated record.
AUGCCGCUGUGGAGUGCUUACUCUGCCUUUGAAUAUAUCCGGUCGUUGUGGCUCAAGACCUUUCUCUUUAUAACCCAGCCUAUCAUUACCCGCUGGCUUCCCGAUCCUUACACCAAUGCAGGCAAUGUUCGCGUCGACGCAAGACCUACUUACGAAAGUCGAGUUACCAUGACGGAGAUUAUCACGCCAGCGCAUGCCAACACCAAAGGACUCGCUUACGCUGGCACUGUCCUCGGAUGGAUUGACGUCGCAGCCGGUAUCGCUGCCAAGCGCCAUGCUUCGGUGCCAUCGGUGACGCGAUCAGUGGAUGAUGUUGCCUUUCUGCAUCCCGUUAAAGUGGGAGAUAUUCUUACGAUUCAAGCGUCCGUCAAUAAAUCCUGGAAAACAUCCAUGGAGGUCGGUGUCAAAGUGGAAGCGGAGUCCCCGUUGACCGCGGAACGGGUAUUUGUUGCUCACGCGUAUCUAACGUUUGUGGCCCUGUCUCCGAGACCGUCGCCGAAAACGUAUCUUGGACGUAAACUCAUUGAAUAUCAACCGAUUCGCGUGCCUGAGGUUAUUCCGUAUUCACAAGAGGAAAUCAAACGGUAUGACAUGGCCGAGAGUCGAAGACAAGCCCGGUUUGCUAGAAAAGCCCAGGAUCUCAAAAAUAUUCGCCAAUUGUUCCAAGCGUGGUCUCAAGGCCUUCGGCACGAUACUGGAAAGAAUGCCCCCAUUAUUCCUCAUCCAGCCCUGUACGCGGUGGAACCGGAGGGCGCAUCCAACAAUAUCAACAGUAACAAUGCUGACGAUUCUCCCAGCCAAUCGCCACGAGAUAGAUUGCCACAACGCCGCUAUUCCACGGAUCCACGAAUGAUGCCCAUGUCUGAAAAAGCCAUGGCCACCACCUUUGCCGAAGUGGUGGAGCUGGUUAUGCCUCAACAUGCCAACACACUGAGUAUCACAUUUGGUGGUCAAAUCAUGGCAUGGAUGGAAUUGUGCGCGUUAACAAGUGCUCAUCGAUUGACCAAGGCAUAUCUCCUUACGGCAAGCAUCGAUUCACUGAACUUUAUAACUCCGACCCGAGUGGGGGAUGUGGUGACCGUGCGAUCCAUUGUGUCCAGGACCUUUAAAUCAUCCAUGGAAGUGUAUGUCAGUGUGGAAGCCGAAAACUUGCAAACGGGGCAAGUCAACUUUACCAAUGACGGGUUCUUUACGAUAACGGCCAUGGAUGAAAAGAAUGUGCCUGUAUUGCUUCCACAUGCUAUUCCGCAUACGGAAGCGGAAGUGGAGUUGUUGGAAGGGAGCGAUGACCGCCGAAAGAAACGGUUGACGCAAAGACAAGAAUUGAUCAAUCUCGUUAGCGCCACAACGCCACACACCUUGCAAACACCCUUGUCACCAUAG